AACAGUAUUAUUUAUAUCAAAAUUUAUGUAAUCUCUUUUAUAAAAUAGUUUAUAGAAUUAAUUAUAUGAUUAUCUAUACGUAGAAAAUAACAAAACGUAGUUCCAUUAUACCAAUAGUGCUAAAAGUUUGUUAUUCGGACUUUAACCUCAAUACUCAUUUACCUUUUGGAAUAUUUAUUUCCAAAUUAAAUGAUUAGUUUUGCAGGUCAUCGUUUACUUACCACAAAAGCACCACGGCUGAUAAAAAUGUCAAAACGAAAACUAAAUGAUUAUGCAAGUUUCCAGCAAGUUUUAAAAGAUUCACAAAAUAUUGUUGCACUAACUGGUGCCGGAAUAUCUGCGGAAUCUGGCAUUCCCGUUUUCAGAGGUCCUGGAGGAUUGUGGAGGAAGUAUCAGGCAACAAGUUUAGCAACUCCACAAGCUUUCAGAACUAAUCCUUCAUUGGUCUGGGAGUUUUAUCAGUACAGGAGAAAUGUUGCCUUCAGCAGUGAACCAAAUAAAGCCCAUUUGGCUUUGGCUAAAUUUGAAGACAUAUGCAAAAAACAGGGUAAAAGCUUUGCUAUUAUUACACAGAAUGUUGAUGGUUUACAUAAGAGGGCUGGUUCUCAGGAAAUUGUCGAGUUACAUGGUGCCUUACAUAAAGUUAUAUGCACUAAAUGUAAGAAAAUUGAAGAAAACUUUGACAGUCCAAUAUGUGAAUCCUUAAGAGACAGGGGAGAUCCUAAUAGUGAAGACCAAGAGCCAAUCCUGAUAAAGGAUUUACCCAAAUGUAAACAUUGUGGAUCAUUAGUAAGACCAUAUAUUGUCUGGUUUGGAGAAAAUCUAGAUGCAGAUGUGAUGAACAAAGCCAGAGAUUUAAUAGACAAUUGUGACUUGUGCCUGGUAAUAGGCACAUCUUCAGUUGUGUAUCCAGCAGCAAUGUUUGCACCAUCAGUUGCGGCCAGGGGAAAACCAGUUGCUGAAUUUAAUUUAAAUGAAGAACCAGCUGAUGAUCAAUUUUCCUAUCACUUCAGUGGAAAAUGUGGCACAACUUUGCCAAAAGCUUUAAAUAUAGAGAUGUAAAUAAUCGAUUUUGGUGCAUUUUCCAGUUGUUGAUAAAAUAUUUUAGUCUAUAUUUUAAUAUAAAUAAAAUAUAUUUCCAUUAAA
Messenger RNA from Aethina tumida (small hive beetle), 1146 nucleotides. RefSeq names its product NAD-dependent protein deacylase. The transcript is spliced from 5 exons. Gene Ontology annotation, molecular function: protein-malonyllysine demalonylase activity; protein-succinyllysine desuccinylase activity; NAD+ binding. The record is from RefSeq and is a predicted model, not a curated record. NCBI's taxonomy places the organism in Eukaryota, Metazoa, Arthropoda, Insecta, Coleoptera, Nitidulidae. The coding region runs from base 190 to 1062 and encodes 290 amino acids.